Molecule: messenger RNA, 3511 nt
Organism: Salvia miltiorrhiza (redroot sage)
Lineage: Eukaryota; Viridiplantae; Streptophyta; Magnoliopsida; Lamiales; Lamiaceae
Product: GDSL esterase/lipase At1g06990-like
Exons: 2
Coding region: 440-1489 (349 amino acids)
Molecular function (GO): hydrolase activity, acting on ester bonds
Source: RefSeq, a predicted model, not a curated record
GACCCUUAUUCCAUAUACAAACCACUUAAUUAUUUUAUUAAAAAUUGUGUCACUUCCAAAUGAAUACUAAAAGAUGGGACUGGAGGAGUAUGAUUUAGUUCCUUCUUUUUGAGUGUUUGUAUCAAUAAAGCAACAUAUGUGAAUUUGAAUACAUUAUCCUUUGCAUUGACAUAAUGCAGAAGAUUGGAGAAUUGAAGAUUAAUUUGCUAUUAACUUGAAUUCACAGUAAAUCUGAACACAUCUUAGAAGCGAAGAAAGGGAAGCUAUUUCCAUCAUUCCACAACAAAACAUGCCACCGAAAUGCCUACACUUCUGAUUCUGACACACCUUCAUAUUUCCCAAUACUUGUGAAAGCAGCAGCAGCAGCUCACAAGCCCACAUCAACCAUCCACAAUCAUAAAUCCCCACAUUUUCCAUUAAAAAAUUCCCAAAACUAAAAAUGGUUCCUGCAGCCCUCUUGGCUUUGCUCAUCACAUUCACAUUCACAGCAGCCUUGGGCAAUCCCACACCCAAAUUCCCAGCCAUUCUUGCGUUUGGUGAUUCAACAGUAGAUACAGGCAACAACAACUACAUCUUCACACCCUUCAAAGGCAACCACCGCCCUUACGGCCACAACUUCCCCGGUGCUGUCCCCACCGGAAGGUUCUCCAACGGGAGACUGGUGCCGGACAUAUUGGCAUCCAUGCUCGGCCUCAAGGAUGCCGUCCCUCCCUUCUUGGAUCCGCUUCUCUCGGAUCAAGACAUUGUGAGUGGAGUGAGUUUCGCGUCUGCAGGCUCCGGCUAUGAUGAUCUAACCACGUCUUUCUCUCGAGUCAUUCCCAUGUCGAGGCAGUUGGAUUACUUGAACGACUACGUUGAGAGGCUGCACACAAUUGUUGGCGAAAGAGAAGCUGCAAACAUACUCAAUAGAGCUCUGGUUAUUGUGAGUGCUGGAACUAACGACUUCACCUUUAAUUUCUAUGAUUUCCCCACUAGGAGGCUUCAGUUCACCGUCUCCCAAUACCAAAACUUCCUGCACGCUAAACUGCAGAGCUUCAUUAAGGUGCUGUACGACGUUGGGUGUCGUAAGAUGGUGGUGUCGGGGCUCCCCCCGAUAGGGUGUCUGCCAAUACAGAUGACAGUAAAAUCUCCUCUGCGGAGGAGCUGCUGUCAAAGGGAGAACCAAGACGCUGAGGCUUAUAACGACAAGCUUCGGAAGGUGCUGUCCCAAAUGGAGAUGGAGCUUGCAGGAAGCAGAAUACUCUAUGCGGACGUCUACAAUCCUAUCAUCAACAUGAUCAACAACCCACUAAAAUAUGACUUUGCAGAGACUACGAGAGGCUGCUGCGGCACUGGAUUACUAGAAGCCGGACCUCUCUGCACUCCGUUGGGAGGCAUCUGCGUUGAUCCUUCGCGCUAUCUAUUCUGGGACAGCAUUCAUCCUACUGAAUCAACCUACCAGAUUCUAUCUCAGAAACUAGCUCACACUUUGAUUCCAAACAUCUCUUGAUUUUAUUCACCAUACUUAUAUCUGUGUUUCAACAUCACUUGUUGCAUUGGAUAUUUGAGCAAACUAUAUAAAUCAUAUAUAUAUAUAUCUCAAAAAUAUACAUGUGAUGAUGUGAUGCAAGUCACGAAAAAAGAAUGUACAGGCGAUGAAAACAGACACAAAGCAAAUCUCACUUCCUUCCAGUUCCAGCAGCAGUCCCUUGGAACAAGGCCGUGAUCCGCGUCUCAAUGUCAUCAAGGCUAUACCUAAUGUGCCUAUCCGCGUGCUUCCCCACAUCAGCAAAGGCGUGCAGUCUCCCAAUGAAGUUGCGGUAUGCUGGAGACAAGUGCCCCGACACCGAGAUCUUCAGCUCCUCCUUGAGUUGCUCGUCGAAGAUCACCCACGACGACUGGCUCCUGCACGUCUCCUCAAAGCUUGCGUUGAACAACUUCAGCUGAUCCCUCAGACCCUUGGCUGACGAGUUCUGAUCAACCUUCAGAUAGCUCAGAAGCUUCCCCCAACAGCUCCGUUGAUACUUUACAUGAAACUGCCUCACUUUCGCCAUGUUUUUCCUGAUCCAAUCGUCGCCCAGCAGCGCUCCCAGCUCGUUAUCCCUCACCUUCUGCACCAUGUAACGCCCGUUGUUCAUCAUGAAAACACAGCUCAGUGCAGCAUCUUUGUAAACCCUAGACUUCGCCUCCAAACUAGUUUCCAAUAACUCCAUGAUCCACGCCAACUGUGCUGUCAGAGACGACGACGAAGCCAUAUCUCCCUUUCCGUAAUCAGCAUCACCACUUUCCUCGAACACCUGCUCUAAUGUCAGCCGCGACCUACACGCAGCGCGGAGGUAAUUCAUCACGUAGCGAGUGAUCGGAUGUAAUCCGCCGCCGGGGACUGCUGACUUGGCCGGAUCGCGGCGGAUCAGAUUCUCGAGCUCCAAAAAUAUGCCCCUAAUAACCUCCCCUAAUCUCUUCCAAACAGUCACGGCUUCAUUCCUCAACGGCAAACAACAAUCAUCGAGAAACAGCAGCUCGAAUUCAGGCAUCAGAUCCCUAAUUGUUUCGUAAACAUCCAGCACCUUGAAUAACCGCUCCGGCGACCGGCUGCUGAUCGCCACCGCGUCUGCGAAAUUCAAUAGCUGAAUAAUCGAGCCCCUGCAUACCUCGAUGAAGGAGAGGUCAGCAUCCGAUGGAAAACCGGAGAAAAUGCUGUCACAGAGGCGGCGCUCGCUGGGGAGAAGGACACGGAGAGUGACGUUGAUCGCUUUAAUCCAUCUUUCAAUCUCAUCUUCCAGCUGAGUCCACGGCAUUCUCUGCACCUCGUCGAUGCUCAGCUUCGGCAGCCCCAGCCGCGACAGGCUCUGCUCUAAAAACUCCCGCCGGCACGCGCCAUACGCGGCGCAGCACUCCUUCUCGUACCCCGCCGCCGCCAUCCGCUUCGCGAUCUCGUGCAGAUCGCCCACCGUCCCCGGCGGGAGCGCUUCGAUUAAGAAGUCGUAAUCGGCCACCGGCUGCGCCACGGGGAUCGACUCGUCCUCGACGGAGCCGUCGUCGUCCUCGUCGGAGUAAUCGGGAUGCUGGCGGGUCGAGUCGGUCGAGCCGCCGCCGCUCUCGAGCAGCGCUCUGAACUCGUCCUCCAUGCGCAGCAUCGUCUGCUGCAGCAAAUCCUCGGCGCGGGCGACGCGCUUGUUGCCGGCGAGGGGAGCCCAAUCGCGGACGGCGGCUAUCAAUUGGUCAACGGCGUGGAGGAAGGAGGCGACAUCAACCGAAUUGGACCAAAUCGGCGCGUCGAGGGAGAUGUAGCGGGAGAGGCGGCGGUCGAGGGACUUGAGCGUCUGGUCGAUGCCGUCGUCGGAGAGCUUCUCGCGCAGUCUGCCGUCGAAGUUGCUGAAAAUCUUGAGAAUAUCGUCGGUCAUAGAGUCGGUGUGGCCAAGGGUUUUAGCGAUGUGGCGAGCUACCGCUAUGAGCUUCUCCUCGCCGUUGUCCGCCAUGAGAGAUAUGGAUGGAUUAUUCCAGAUUGGAGAUGUGGAAGUGAAGUAAAUCC